Messenger RNA from Uranotaenia lowii, 2517 nucleotides. It is a transcript of the gene Acadvl, whose product is annotated as very long-chain specific acyl-CoA dehydrogenase, mitochondrial. Gene Ontology annotation, molecular function: very-long-chain fatty acyl-CoA dehydrogenase activity; fatty-acyl-CoA binding; flavin adenine dinucleotide binding. Bases 256 to 2145 code for a protein of 629 amino acids. The transcript has 4 exons. Lineage: Eukaryota; Metazoa; Arthropoda; Insecta; Diptera; Culicidae. The record is from RefSeq and is a predicted model, not a curated record.
GCUGCAAUCGGAUCCGUCAUUAGUGUCAAAGAGCUUGACCGAGUAGCUACGCAGUUCGUCUUUUCUUGUGCUGAUCCUGAGAAAAUAUUUUUAAUAAGGGAAAAUACCAUUUUCCUAUUUUAGUCAGUUUUAAAAUUUUGUCCCAAGUUUUCCAGGUGUAGUGAGGAAAGAGUUCAAACGUGCUAUUUUUAGUUUGUUUUUCCUAUAAGUUAUAUUUUGGGUGACCUUGCCAGAACCGUAUAAGCCAAGAAGGAGAUGUACCGAUUGGGGCAGAUCGUGAUCCGCAACAGCCAGAAGGUGAAAGCCAUCGAACUGCAGAGAUGUCUCUCCGCAGCUCCACAAACCAAACGGGUCGAGGCUCAGCAAUCGGCCGCCGACAAGAAACCCAACAUGUCCUUCCUGACCAACAUCUUCCGGGGUGAGGUCCAGCCUGUCCAAGUUUUCCCCUACCCAGAGGCCCUGGACGCCGAACAGAAGGAGUACAUCGCAGCCUUCGUUGAUCCCGUUAACAAGUUCUUCGAAGAAGUUAACGACCCAGUCAAGAACGACAACAAUGCCAAAAUUGAGGAACCGGUGUGCGAUGCCCUGUGGGAGUUGGGAGCCUUUUCGCUGCAAGUCCCACCGGAGUACGGCGGCCUGGGCUUGAACAACACCCAAUAUUCCCGUAUGUGUGACAUUAUCGGUGGUCAGGAUCUUGGAUUGGGUAUUUUCAUCGGUGCCCAUCAGAGUAUUGGCUUCAAGGGAAUUCUGCUGUACGGCACAAAGGAACAGAAGGAGAAAUACCUACCGAAGGUGUCCACCGGUAGGACCUAUGCUGCAUUUGCCUUGACGGAGCCGAGUUCCGGAUCCGAUGCGGGUUCAAUUCGAUGCCGUGCCGUUAAGAGUGCUGAUGGCAAGCAUUACGUGCUGAAUGGAUCCAAGAUCUGGAUUUCCAACGGCGGAAUUGCCGAUAUUAUGACAGUGUUUGCUCAGACGGAGGUUCAAGAUCCGAAAACGGGACAGAAGAGAGAUAAGGUCACCGCUUUUAUCGUAGAGCGAGGUUUCGGAGGGGUUAGCAGUGGUCCUCCGGAAAAUAAGAUGGGCAUCAAAUGCUCGAAUACCGCUGAAGUUUACUUUGAAGAUUGCAAAAUUCCUAUUGAAAAUGUUUUGGGUGAGGAAGGUGAAGGUUUCAAAGUAGCUAUGAACAUCUUGAACAAUGGCCGAUUCGGUAUGGCUGCCACUCUUUCGGGUACCAUGAGGGCUUGUAUCCAGAAGGCCACUGAGCAUGCAACCAACCGCGUACAAUUUGGAAGGAAGCUCGAGACCUACGGAGGCAUCCAGGAAAAGUUGGCUAAGAUGGCUAUGCACCAUUACGCUACACAAUCGAUGGCCUAUAUGAUUUCCGGAAACAUGGAUUCUGGUUCUACAGAUUACCAUCUGGAAGCAGCUAUUUCUAAAGUCUUUGCCUCUGAGUCAGCGUGGUAUGUGUGCGAUGAAGCCAUCCAAAUUUUGGGUGGUAUGGGUUUCAUGAAAGACGCAGGACUGGAACGAGUCAUGCGAGAUUUGCGUAUCUUCAGAAUCUUUGAGGGAACAAACGAUAUUCUUCGGCUGUUCGUAGCACUGACCGGCAUCCAGUAUGCUGGUUCUCAUCUCAAGGAGCUCCAGAAAGCCUUCAAAAACCCGGCAGCUAAUUUGGGAUUGAUCUUUAAGGAAGGAUCUCGGCGAGCCAUCAAAAGCAUUGGAUACGGAGGUACUGACCUGACCACGUUCGUUGCCGAUCCACUGAAAGAAUCAGCCAGACAGUGCUCAGAAUCCAUUGAUCUCUUCGGUACAGCUGUUGAAUCCCUAUUGAUAAAACACGGGAAGGGAAUUGUAGAAGAGCAGUACAUGCUGAACCGUUUGGCCGAUGCCGCCAUCGAUACCUAUUCAAUGGCAGUAGUUCUAUCCCGCGCAACUCGAGCGGUUCGUAACAAUCUACCUUCAGCCGAUCACGAAAUCCUAAUGACGCAAGCAUGGUGCCACGAGGCUGCCGAUCGAGUACGCGUCAACAUCCGCAAGAUCAACACCGAUUCGUUUGCCGAAAACUACAGCCGAAUGAGCCAGAUUUCCAAAAACAUCUGCACGAACAAUGGAAUUGCGCACAACAACCCAUUGGACAUCGAAUAAACCCGACCUAAUUUUUAAGGACGGGUUUCUCUGUAGAGGAUAAAAUGGUUCAUAAUGAUUUUCUCACGAAAAUUUCAAUUGAAGAAUCCCAAACAAAGCUUGCGACAAGACUUAAUUAGCCACAUCCACCACUGAAAGAAAAAGCGCGAUGUGCCGAAACCCCCACCAAGCUACGGAGUUUUGGAGUGCAUCCAAUAGUCUUUGUAGGCAGAUAAAGUUACGAUUAGUUAGCCAAUUCCAUGGAUACCACUACUUUUUAUUAGUAUCACUUAUGUUUUAUGGUUUUAUUUUUCUCUAAACUUAUCACAAGCUGUUUGUUUUGUACAUAAUUUAAAAGUCUUAUAAUAUAGUAAAAUCGAUCUAAUAACGGGA